Molecule: messenger RNA, 1193 nt
Organism: Botrytis porri
Lineage: Eukaryota; Fungi; Ascomycota; Leotiomycetes; Helotiales; Sclerotiniaceae
Exons: 3
Coding region: 1-951 (316 amino acids)
Biological process (GO): positive regulation of protein phosphorylation; rescue of stalled cytosolic ribosome
Cellular component (GO): cytosol; nucleus
Molecular function (GO): translation regulator activity; protein kinase C binding; ribosome binding
Source: RefSeq, a predicted model, not a curated record
AUGGCGGAACAACUUAUCCUCAAGGGCACCCUCGAGGGCCACAGCGGCUGGGUCACCUCUCUCGCAACUUCUCUUGAGAACCCAAAUAUGCUCUUGUCUGGUUCCCGCGACAAGUCCCUCAUCAUCUGGAACUUGACCCGGGAUGAGACUUCAUACGGAUACCCUAAGAGAUCUCUCCACGGACAUUCCCACAUUGUCUCUGACUGUGUGAUCUCUUCCGAUGGUGCUUACGCUCUUUCCGCAUCCUGGGACAAGACUCUCCGCCUUUGGGAGCUUGCCACUGGUACCACCACCCGCCGAUUUGUUGGACACAACAACGACGUUCUCUCCGUUUCCUUCUCUGCCGAUAACAGACAAAUUGUCUCCGGAUCCCGCGACCGCACGAUCAAGUUGUGGAACACCCUCGGUGACUGCAAGUUCACCAUCACUGAGAAGGGACACGCCGAUUGGGUUUCAUGCGUUAGAUUCAGCCCUAACCCACAAAACCCAGUCAUUGUCUCCUCUGGAUGGGACAAGCUCGUCAAGGUCUGGGAGCUCAGCUCUUGCAGAUUGCAAACCGACCACAUCGGACACACCGGUUACAUCAACACCGUCACCAUCUCCCCAGACGGAUCCCUCUGCGCUUCCGGUGGAAAGGACGGAACCACCAUGUUGUGGGAUUUGAACGAGUCUAAGCACCUCUACUCCUUGAACGCUGGUGAUGAGAUCCACGCCCUCGUUUUCUCCCCCAACAGAUAUUGGCUUUGCGCCGCCACCUCCAGCAGCAUCAUCAUCUUCGAUUUGGAGAAGAAGAGCAAGGUUGAUGAGUUGAAGCCAGAGUUCCAAGCUGUUGGCAAGAAGAGCAGAGAGCCAGAGUGUGUCAGUUUGGCAUGGAGCGCGGACGGACAAACUUUGUUCGCAGGUUACACAGAUAACAUCAUCCGGGCUUGGGGUGUUAUGUCGAGAGCGUAAGGGGGUGGUUAAACAGGCGUGUGUCAAUUCAUCUUGAGGUUUUACGGCUUUUCCGGGGUUUGUGGUUCCUUGUCGAUUGGCAGGAUGUACUUCAAAAACAUGGCAUAGCAAAAGGCUCAUGGACAUGAAAAAUCCAAACAACGUAAAAAGUAAUUUCCAUGCAUUAUGAUCAUCUUGCCGUGCGUGUGAAAAUGCUAUGUUUACCUAGGUAUCAACAUGUGAUUCUUCGUGAUUGGGUGUGC